Messenger RNA from Rattus norvegicus (Norway rat), 1988 nucleotides. The record is from RefSeq and is a predicted model, not a curated record. Lineage: Eukaryota; Metazoa; Chordata; Mammalia; Rodentia; Muridae.
GUACCCUCGAGGGCCGGUACCCCCACUCCGUGUGUCCGAACACAGAAGGGCAGGUAUCCACUGGGGCGGGGACGGAUGCUCACGUGGCACACCUGACCCCAGGAGCAUCUUCAGAGGCACUGAAGGCGAAUCCCUCCCAGCGCAGCCACCAUCGUUGGCAUUUGUACAUGGGGUGUCCACUGCCCCGGAGUCACGGAGACCCCAACCCCCGGUACGCCUGGACAGUGUACUCACGCGGGGCCGAUUGCAGAGCUCCUCAACAGAGCACAUGGGCUCUCGGUUACUCACCGAAGGACACCUGUCCACCCGACAGUGGAGUCCGAUAUAAAAAAGGGACAGGCAGGGUGAAGAAACUCGCUUGCACCCCAUCACUGUCACUCAGCCUGGGGCAGGAGACGGCCAGAAAGAGUUUCAGAUCCCCAGAGAUUGGAAUGAAGACUGCUGUGAGCCUUCUUGUGGGUACUGUGAAUAAGACCUAGGUCGUCAGAAAGAGCAACAGUCAGAGUCUGGUGGUGGUGGCACAUUGCCUUUAAUCCCAGAACUCAGCCUGAUACUCAUGGACGUUGGACAGACCAGAGGCAGGGAUGGUUGGCUAUGAUGCCAAAGCAGAUGCCAGGAGUAACUCCAAGUUGGAGGUGGCGGUGGCGGGAUCAGUGUCAGGAUUUGUCACUCGUGCCCUGAUCAGCCCUUUGGAUGUCAUCAAGAUCCGAUUCCAGCUCCAGCUUGAACGCGUGUGUCCAAGUGACCCCAAUGCCAAAUACCACGGAAUCCUCCAGGCGGCCAAGCAGAUUCUGCAAGAAGAGGGCCCAAGAGCAUUCUGGAAAGGACAUGUUCCAGCCCAGAUCCUGUCCAUAGGCUAUGGAGCCGUCCAAUUUUUGGCCUUUGAAGAACUGACUGAACUGCUUUACCAAGCCAACUUGUAUCAAACCCACCAGUUCUCAGCGCACUUUGUAUGUGGUGGCCUGUCUGCCGGUACAGCCACCCUCACCGUGCACCCCGUGGAUGUCCUGCGCACCCGCCUUGCAGCUCAGGGGGAGCCCAAGAUCUACAGCAAUCUGAGAGAGGCCAUACGCACCAUGUAUAGGACGGAGGGCCCUUUCGUCUUCUACAAAGGCUUGACUCCCACUGUGAUCGCCAUCUUCCCAUACGCGGGCUUGCAGUUCUCCUGCUACCGUUCCUUGAAACGCGCUUAUGACUGGAUCAUGCCGCCAGACGGAAAGCAAACAGGGAACCUUAAAAACCUGCUUUGUGGCUGUGGAUCUGGAGUCAUCAGCAAGACCCUUACGUAUCCCCUGGACCUCUUCAAGAAGCGCCUGCAGGUGCGGGGCUUUGAACAUGCCCGAUCUGCCUUUGGCCAGGUUCGGAGCUACAGGGGCCUCUUGGACCUCGCCCAGCAGGUGCUACAACAUGAAGGCACCCGGGGCUUCUUCAAGGGCCUGUCCCCCAGUCUGAUGAAGGCUGCACUCUCCACUGGCUUCAUGUUCUUCUGGUAUGAGCUCUUCUGUAACCUCUUCCAUUGCAUAAGGAGGGAAGACAGAUAGCUGUGAGGCAGGAGGGGCCUACGGUCUGCACUGAAGGCCCCUCCCCCAACAAGACUUGGCUCCAAGCUCAUACUGAACAAUGGCUGCUGCCUGGUUGGCCUUCUAGGCCAGCUGCUGUGCGCAUGAAGAGUCAUCCAGAGCUGAAGGCAAAAGAAGGCAAGGAAGGGCCUUUGCUGAACAGAAUGAAGAGAGAAGGGAGUGCUUGCACUGUAGAAAGAAGGCCGUGGGGAAGGAGCCUGGUGCCUGGUGUGUCUCUCCUCUGACCAGCCUAACCUGGAAGGAACUGACCAUCUUUUUUGUAGUCCUGGUUUUGGGGAGAACACUCCCUAGUCCUGGUAGGACCACACUGGAGUGCAGACAGGUGGGAUCGGGCUUUUUGCAGAAUUCUGACCUCCACAACUUGGUCUGUUUCUCCUGCCAACUUAUUUAAUAGACAUUAAAGUAAAA